Messenger RNA from Phragmites australis (common reed), 1181 nucleotides. RefSeq names its product probable tRNA-splicing endonuclease subunit Sen2. Gene Ontology annotation, biological process: tRNA-type intron splice site recognition and cleavage; tRNA splicing, via endonucleolytic cleavage and ligation. Gene Ontology annotation, molecular function: tRNA-intron lyase activity; nucleic acid binding. Gene Ontology annotation, cellular component: tRNA-intron endonuclease complex. The transcript has 2 exons. NCBI's taxonomy places the organism in Eukaryota, Viridiplantae, Streptophyta, Magnoliopsida, Poales, Poaceae. The coding region runs from base 171 to 1043 and encodes 290 amino acids. The record is from RefSeq and is a predicted model, not a curated record.
CCCAUCUCCAUCUCUGCGUGACUGACUGCUGCGUCCCUCCUCCCUCUCUCUCCGCCGUCGUCUCCAUCUCAUCCUCCAGCCGCGCUCCCUCCGCCACCUCCGACCCCCCUCCGCUCCCUCUGCGCCGCGCCUCGCCGCCCAAGCUUCAAGCUUCCUACGGGUACGAGCUUAUGGAUUUGCCAGGUCCGAGAUGGAAGAAGGGCAAGGACAGCAAGGACUUUGCAGCUCUUGCAGCAGCUAAUCCCAUGUCGAGUAUUGUUGCCGAGCUCCAGGCUUCGCUCAGAGAUUCAGAAUCUGUGGCGAUUUUAUCGGGCCAGGGCGGGGGCUCGGUUCUUGGAGUCCGACCACACCAUGCCGCGCUUCUAAACCGUGCCUCCUUUGGCCGGGCCGUGGAAAAUGCAGGAGAGGAGAGACAAUGGUUCCAGCUGGGUCCCGAGGAGGUGUUCUUCCUUUGCCAUGCUCUGAAGUGCAUCACAGUUGAAUCAGAGAACAAGAAGCAGAUGGGUGAAGGGGAGCUGUGGGAUCACUUGAGCUCCACUUCAGAGCCAUUCCCUGAGAUGUACAAGGCGUAUGAACACCUUAGAUUGAAGAACUGGGUGGUAAGGCCAGGAUUGCAGUACGGUGCAGAUUUUGUGGCUUACCGUCAUCAUCCAGCACUUGUCCACUCAGAGUUUGCAGUGAUUGUACUUCCAGAAGGCAAAGUGUUCGACACUAGAUGUGGCCGCCUGAAGGUGUGGUCUGAUCUAAUCUGCGCGCUACGAGCUUCUGGCAGUGUGGCCAAAACAUUACUUGUUCUGACCAUCAGCAGCAGGAGCUGUGAGCUGAGCUCCCCAGAUUGUUUAGAACAGCUGGUUGUUCAUGAGAGGACGAUCACAAGAUGGAUACCCCGGCAGCGCUGUGAGCAACAACACAAACUGUGCAGAGAAGAAUUCAAUAGGGAAGAACAAGAGCACAUAAGGGAGAGUGUAGUGUAUGACUACUGGGGUCUAAUACUAGGCUUCACCAUUCUUUCUAGCUUACUUGUGUACAAGCUAAAGUUUUGACUAAAAAACUUAGCAUUUUUGUAUACUCACUUUGCUGAAUGUGAAUUUUCCAUUUUAUUGCAAUCCUGUGAUGGUACAGGGACAUUGGUGUCUUGGUUUUCCAUUUUUGUAUACUCAUUGUCAGUCUCAGUUAGGUUU